This is a messenger RNA of Etheostoma cragini (Arkansas darter), 1261 nucleotides long. RefSeq lists its product as uncharacterized. The transcript is spliced from 4 exons. The coding region runs from base 141 to 1055 and encodes 304 amino acids. The record is from RefSeq and is a predicted model, not a curated record. NCBI's taxonomy places the organism in Eukaryota, Metazoa, Chordata, Actinopteri, Perciformes, Percidae.
ACAAGGUCAAGAAAACGUGUUUCUCUCCACCUCCACUCGACAAUUCCUCCACAUUUCCAUUCCUACUGAGGACUUCUUCCAUCCUGACAAGAGCUAAAGCCUCACAGAGACUGACUAAAGCCACACACCAAACCUCCAGCAUGGAAAAUGUGUUACAAGACCCUGACUCCAGAAAAAGGAGAAUCUCUGCACGCCAGGCAGAGGGCGUGAAGAGGCGUGCAGCCUGGUGUCCUUGCUGCAGGGACGACCAGGUGCCGCAUUUAAAGCGAAAGCGCCCGCACUCUGCUGCCUGUGGCGAACGUCCCCAGAAGAGGAAGCGGACCUCCGUGGCCCGCCCUCCUAAACCUUCUGCUGGGAAUCCAGCUUCUGAGGUGUCGAACUGGGAUCCUUCUCCCCAGCCUUCCACCCCAGAUGUUGAGAUCGCAGGGUCAUCGGGUUUGGUCCCACAGCUUGAGGCCACCAUCUUGCCAGCUGACCUGCCGGUGGCGUCCACCGCGGCCCCCGGCCUCCAGCUCUCCUCUGCGCCCCUGCACCACGACGAGCCUGCUGAGAAUCCAGCUUCUGAGGUGUCGAACUGGGGUCUAUCUCCCCAGCCUUCCACCCCAGCUGUUGAGAUCGCAGGGUCAUCGGGUUUGGUCCCGCAGCUUGAGGCCACCAUCUUGCCAGCUGACCUGCCGGUGGCGUCCACCGCGGCCCCCAGCCUCCAGCUCUCCUCUGCGCCCCUGCACCACGACGGGCCUCUGAAGAUCCACAACCGCUCUGUGGAAGAGUACCAGCAGCUCUACCACGAGGUUGUAGAUGAUAUGCUAAGGUACAAGAACGGCCGCCAGCGUCCGUACAGUUUAAACCUGGGACGUUGCAUCAAGCAGAAGCUGUGGGAGAGACUGGACCGUCCCACGUUCACUGAGACGGUCGGUGAAGACGGCCGGGUGCACGUGGACGUCUCCUAUGGGGUCGGAGUCUAUCCUCCUCUUUAUGAUGUGGACAUAUCGGGAGAACCCAAGCCCGUCACCCCCCCCCAAAGAAAAGAGCUAGAAAAUAAGUCCUUGUUAUAGUUCAACAAGGUCAAAUCUCUACAUAAUGCUGGAGAUUCAGUUAAAAUAUCGUAGUUUUAAGUUAAGUAGGCCUAUAGUAGUUGUAAGUUACGUAUUGUAGUUUUAAGUUAAGUGUUAAGUUAAGUAUUGUAGUUUUAAGUUAAGUUUCAUAGUUUUAAGUUAAGUAUUUUAGUUGUAAGUUAGGUAUUGUAGUUUUAAGUUAAGUG